AUGAUCUUUGGCUGCAUGGCGGCGGCCUUCUCAACCGCUACAUCCACGAAACUCCUUCAAGAACAGAAUGUUCCACUCAGUCUCGCCCUCGAAAUCGCCCAGGAUGCAGUUCAGGACUGCGCCAAGAAGCAAUACAGCGUAUCGGCUGCUGUAGUUGACCGUGAGGGCGUUCUGCGCGCGCUCCUUCGGGCUGACAAUGCAGCUAUCCACACCCCCGAGGCGGCGCGCCGGAAGGCGUAUACAGCUGCAUCGUCGCGUACCGCGACCAGUACUAUGGUCAAGAACAUUCAAAAUCCUGGCGCUGCCCAACUUGCCGCCGUUGAUGAUUUCCUAAUUCUCGCUGGUGGCGUGCCAAUCAAAGUCGGAAAUGAGACAAUCGGCGCUGUCGGUGUUGGUGGUGCGCCCAGUGGGGAUUUCGAUGAGGCUUGUGCGAUGGUCGCACUCCAACAGGUAGCAGACAAGCUGCUGUAG
This is a messenger RNA of Aspergillus oryzae RIB40, 471 nucleotides long. RefSeq names its product GlcG/HbpS family heme-binding protein. Lineage: Eukaryota; Fungi; Ascomycota; Eurotiomycetes; Eurotiales; Aspergillaceae. The coding region runs from base 1 to 471 and encodes 156 amino acids. The transcript has a single exon. The record is from RefSeq and is a predicted model, not a curated record.